UCAUCCACAUAGAAACAUGACUCUGAAUAUAUCGAGCCUCUCUCUCAUCCUUGAGCUCUUCAUAAUCCAAAUUUCUGCUUAUAAAGCAGCAUUUGGUUCUGACAACGAAACAGAUUACCAAGCAUUACUGGCCAUCAAAAUCCAGAUAAGCUCAGCAGAAUCCUUCGAUGCACUCAGCUCGUGGAAUGAUAUGAUCCACUUCUGCACUUGGCACGGAGUAGCCUGCAGGAAGAAGCAUCGGCGGGUAGUUUCAAUUGAACUCCCAUCACUUCAACUGGCGGGUUAUCUGUCUCCUCGUGUUGGAAGCUUACUUUCCUUUGACUGCUUAACCUUAGUGACAACAACUUCAGAGGGACAAUACCUCAAGAGAUCUAUCACUUGUCGAGGCUAAGAACUCUUGCUGUGUUCAGUAAUUCUUUCCAAGGAAUCUCACAAGUUGCAUAAGCCUCUCUGUCCUACCGCAUUGCAGUUGCCAAGCUGUAAAGAAGUAACACUGAAGAAACAGAGACAGAAAACUGUCUCCGAGGAUAGUCUUGGCAAUCAUUUAUAUCGGUCCUCCACUUUCUCUCUAGCAGCAGGAAUCAUUGCGAUUGUUCUCUAUUGAUAAAAAAAAUCGAGAAGGGAAGCAGCCUUAGCUUCUUCGACCAAGGAUAACAAUCCUAAGCUUACAUAUUGGGAACUUUCACAAGCGACAGACAGGUUCCCUACUAGAAAACUGAUUGGAGAAGGGAGCUUUGGAGCAGUCUAUAAGGGAAUCCUGCCUAGCACUGGACAAAUCGUUGCCAUCAAGGUUCUCAAACUUCAAGAGCGAGGAGCAACGAAGAGCUUCAUGGCCAAGUGCAAGGCCAUGAGGAACAUUCGGCAUCAGAACCUUGUCAAGACUAUCACGUCUUGCUGAACCAUCGAUUCCCGUGGUGAAGAUUUUAAGGCUCUAGUGUUUGAGUUCAUGCCCAACGGGGGAGUCUCGAAAAGUGGCUUCAUCCAGUCCCCGAUAUGACAGGAGCAAGCAGUAACACAACACUCAGUAUGGUGCAGAGGUUGAACAUAAUGAUUGAUGUCGCCACAGCAUUGGACUAUCUUCGCCACUGUUGCUGCAUACCGAUAGUACACUCUGAUUCGAAGCCGAGCAAUGUCCUUCUAAACAGUGAUUUUUCGGCACAUGUAAGUGAUUUCGGUUUAGCAAAGUUUCUCGUGAUGAAAGAAUCAUCAGGAACACAGACAAGUUCGCUUGGCAUUAGGGGAACUAUAGGCAAUAUCGCACCAGAAUACGGUGUUGGUGUGGAGGUAUCCACGAAAGGGGACGUCUACAGCUAUGGGAUUCACUCGCUCGAAGUUUUUCACGGGAAAAAAGACCUACUUGUUUCUCCGUGAUUUUGUUGAGCGAUCACUUGUUUCUUUCUAACGGGUUGAACCCAGGUGAUAGAUCCACAGCUUUGUUUGGGUCAAGUACAAGGCAACCUCCACGAGUGCUUGGUGUCAACCCUUAAAAGUCGGCCUCAUGUGCUCGGCUACACAUCCGGAUGAGAGGAUUGGAAUUGGAGAGGUAGUGGUAGAGUUGCAAAAGGCUUGGAAUGUUCUUCGACUUCCUAAUAGGGGAACCAUUGUACGGGGAGUAAGGAUAGCUAGACCCAGCAACCACUGCUAUAUAUAUCUAUAUAAAUGUUCUUCGACUUCCUAACAGGGGAACCAUUGUACGGGGA
Messenger RNA from Punica granatum (pomegranate), 1700 nucleotides. The record is from RefSeq and is a predicted model, not a curated record. NCBI's taxonomy places the organism in Eukaryota, Viridiplantae, Streptophyta, Magnoliopsida, Myrtales, Lythraceae.